Molecule: messenger RNA, 2839 nt
Organism: Truncatella angustata
Lineage: Eukaryota; Fungi; Ascomycota; Sordariomycetes; Amphisphaeriales; Sporocadaceae
Exons: 1
Coding region: 300-2654 (784 amino acids)
Biological process (GO): protein deubiquitination
Cellular component (GO): cytosol; nucleus
Molecular function (GO): cysteine-type endopeptidase activity; protein binding; cysteine-type deubiquitinase activity
Source: RefSeq, a predicted model, not a curated record
ACUGUACUGGGUUGUGAGUUUCCGUACUCGACUGCAUGGCAAGUAGGCAGGAAGUGGGGGUGCGUAUCCCGUACCUGAACAACGGCCAUGGAUUUGCACUCUGCGGAAAAGGCCAGAGCUGAGCUGUCGGCCUUCCUUUCGUCAGACCAGCUGCCUAGCAUAAUUACACCCAAGACUCACUUGAAUCAUUCCUCUCCUCUACUCCAAUAAUUCGCGAGGACCUUGGUGGCCAUUUGAGAAGAACUCCCCUCCCCCCUCGAUACUUGCGUAUCCAAGACCGUCCACCGGACAGCUCUCCCAUGAUGGCUUGUCCGCACGUUGACUCCAUCUCUCUCAGCCCCCCAACACCAGCUCACUCCGUAUACCGCGAGGACUGCACUCAGUGUUUCGAUUCUAUCGAUGAGCCUGCCGGUCUCGAUGUUUGCUUGCAGUGCUUCAACGGCGGCUGCCCUGGCGUCAAGACCCACUCGAAGCUACACAGCAUCGUCCGCGGCCAUCCGCUCGUUCUCAACAUUCGCCGAACUCGAAAGCAAGUCGUCAAGGAUGAGCCUCGCGCCAAGAUCACCAAGCUUGCCAUUGCGGCUGAAACCGAGGCCGACCGUUAUGACACCCAUACCGCCGCCAGAUGCCUCGAGUGCGACACCGACAUCGAGAUAUUCCACCCCAAGAUUGCUCCCAUUGUCGACGGCAUCAUGAAGGCAAACACCUUCUCCCGGAAAGAGGAAGUCAAGGCAUGGGAACAGGAACUCACAAACUGCGACCACGUCGUCUCCAUACGGCAGCACGAGGGUCGCCAGCUGCAGAGCGCCUUGGGCCAUUGCUCCAAGUGCGACUUGAACGAAAACCUCUGGCUGUGCUUGGAAUGUGGUAACCUGGGCUGCGGUCGUGCUCAGUUUGGCGGUGUUGGAGGCAACUCUCACGGUUUGGCACAUGCUACCGAGAGCAGGCAUGCUGUCGCAGUCAAGCUUGGUUCCAUCACCCCCGAGGGGACAGCUGAUGUCUACUGUUACCAGUGCGACGAGGAGAGAGUUGACGGCGACCUCGCUGCUCACCUGGCUCACUGGGGCAUCAUCUUGUCUGACCAGGUCAAGACGGAAAAGAGCCUGACGGAAAUGCAAAUCGAACAGAACCUACGAUGGGAGUUCUCUAUGACGACGGAAGACGGUAGAGAAUUGCAGCCUCUGUUCGGCCCGAGCCUGACCGGACUCAAGAACCUUGGAAACAGUUGCUACCUCGCUAGUAUUCUACAAUGCCUAUUCGAUCUGCCAGCUUUCCAGGACCGAUACUACAGACCUGGAGCCGACCUCCCUAUCGUUGAAGACCCUGCCCAGGAUCUGGAGACCCAGCUCUGCAAAAUGGCAGAUGGCCUUUUGUCCGGACGCUACUCCAAACCCGAGUCAGAUGUUGUGGCAUCCGAACAAUCCACCGAAAUUCCUCACCAAAAGGGCCUUGCGCCAGCCAUGCUGAAACACUUGAUCGGCCGCGGUCACCCGGAAUUCUCGACCAUGCGUCAACAAGAUUCUUUCGAAUUCUUGCAGCACCUCAUCAAGUUGAUUACCCGAUCGCAACAUCCUGCACACCUCCGUGAUCCUACUCACAAAUUUCGCUUCAUCAUGGAGCAGCGUCUUCAGUGCCUCAGCUGUAACAAGGUACGAUAUCAGACGAACGAGCAGGAUAGCAUCUUCAUCGACGUUCCCCUAGAGAAGCUGCCUGCAGUUGAUGGCGAGGAGGAACGCUACAAGCCUGUGUCCCUGAAGCAGUGCCUGGACAAUGUUACUGGCACCGAAGCCGUAGAGCUCACCUGUGCUUCUUGUGGUAGCAAGGACGGGUUCACAAAGCGUUCCCUCUUCAAGACUUUCCCUGACACACUGGUUGUCAAUGCUCGCAAGAUGGCGAUUGAGAACUGGGUUCCUCGUAAGGUGGAUGUCCCUGUUCUUGUUGGAGACGAACCUUUUGACUUGGACCCGUACCUCUCCCCAGGCCAGCAACCCGAGGAGGAACUGUUGCCGGAGGAGGAAGCCGCCGGUGGCACGCCUGCCUUUGUUGCCAACGAGCCGGCGGUGGAACAGCUCAUGGCCAUGGGCUUCCCCAAAAACAGAAGCGAGAAAGCCCUCUACGCCACCGGAAACAAUGAUGCCAAUGCAGCAAUGGAGUGGCUCUUCGGCCACAUGGAAGACCCGGAUAUUGAUGACCCUCUUGUCGUGGCCCCUGCUGGUGCUAGUAGCGGUGGGGCCACAGCUGAUGAUCCUGCCAAGAUCGAAAUGCUUACCGGUAUGGGUUUCAGCGUUCCUCAGGCCCGCAAAGGUCUGAAGGAAACUGGCGGAGAUAUAGAGCGAGCUGUCGAAUGGGUUUUCAGUCAUCCUGACGAUCUGGGCGAUUUUGGCGACGAAGCACCUCCUCCCGAAGCUGCCGAAAGGGCAGAGGCAGCAGGCAUAUCAACCCUUCCCGCUAGGUUCCAGCUUCAGAGCAUCGUCUGUCACAAGGGAACCAGCAUUCACGCUGGACACUAUGUUGCUUUUAUUCGCAAGAUCAUUGAUACCCAGGUACCGAAGUGGGUUCUGUUUAACGAUGAGAAAGUCGUGGAGGCCGGAGAUGUGGAGGAGAUGAAGAAGACGGCUUAUGUCUACUUCUUUAACCGUGUCGUGUUGACAUAAGAUAGCCCAUUGUGGUUGUCUCUGGGCUUAUUGCAUGGAAGGAGCAUUGGCGUUCAAAGACACGAUCACGAAUACACUUUGGUAGAUGAAACGAGGAAUGUAAUAUAAUCAAUUGGGCACUUGGUCGAUCCCAGCUCGUGAUAACGAACGACCUUGGCCAUUCCAAAAUAUCACAUCCUGCUGUA